AUGUUUUUGGAAUUUCUAUCACGCCGAUACUGGAAACAGUUCGCUGCCAUCGCGACCGUUCACAUCAUUACGGCCAGCUAUGGAGUGACGGUUGGAUGGCCAGCACCGAUCAUACCGUUGUUGCGGUCUCCGGAUACGCCGCUCCCCGGUGGACCAGUUACGGUGGAGGAAGCGUCCUGGAUUGGGGCCACACUGUGCAUCGGUGGUACGAUCGGCACGAUACUCUUCGCCCUCAUCCAUACGCAUUUUGGCAAGAAGGUGGCGUUGCUGCUUAUGUCAGUGCCACACCUUAUCCUGUGGACUUUGAUACUCGUCGGUGACAGUGUGUGGUACAUCUACUGGGCUCGCUUCUGCAGCGGCCUUACCGGAGGUGGUGUUGUCAGCGUCGUGCCACUCUACAUUGCUGAUAUUGCGGAUAAAAGGAUUCGUGGAACGCUAGGAUCGCUGACGAUCAUUUUCAUCAACAUUGGGCUAGUGUUUAUCUACGCGGCAGGAAACUAUCUACCGUACUAUGUGAUACCGAAGAUUAUGCUUGCUGCUCCGGUUGCGUACAUUGUCCUGGUGAGCUUUCUACCGGAAACACCCUACUGUUUGCUGCGCAAGGGUCGUCUACUAGAGGCGGAACAGUCUCUCAUGUUCUAUCGUAAUAUACCGGACGAGCGACACCGUACGGUCGAGUUCACGACGGAGUUUGAUGAAAUGAGGAGUUUUAUCCUCACGGAAUGCUCGCAGUCCCGUAUCUGUUGGGCUGACUUUACCACACCGGAAGCGAAACGAGGCCUCUUCAUCGGUGUGUUCGUGAUGGCACUGAAUCAGUUCAGUGGCAUCUUCGCCAUCCUCACGUACGCUGGCACAAUCUUCCAGAUGUCCGGUACGGGGAUUGACCCGAACUUGGCGCUGGUUCUCUUGGCUGUUCUGAACAUCAGCGGUAAUGUCACCUCGUUCACCAUCAUUGAUCGUGUGGGGCGCAAGAUAUUGCUGCUCGUAUCAGCAACUGGGGUCGGUUUGGCACUGGCCGUGCUUGGUGUUCACUCCUAUCUGCUCACCAGCGGCUAUAACCUGCAAGGUGUCGAAUGGUUACCCGUGUUGGCACUGUCCUUAACACUCUUCCUAGCCGCCAUCGGUAUUACCAAUAUUCCAUUCUUCAUCGUACCGGAAGUGAUGCCACCGAAAUUGCGUAGUAUCGGAAGCACUAUUAGUGCCACACUGCUGUGCAUGUUUGCGUUCGUCUGCGUAAAGCUCUACCCCAUCCUGAUGGAGACCAUCCACAUCCAUGGUACGGUUUGGAUAUCGUCGGCUGUUUGCGGGGUCAGCGUGUUCAUCAUCAUCUUCCUAGUACCGGAGACAAAGGGGAAAAACUUAAACAUACAAAGCGAACCCAAAAUGAACCUGAUCAACCUGUCGCAUGGAGCUGCAUUAGGAUGGGUUUCGCCAUAUCUGCCGGUGCUGAUGUCUCCGGACCAAACACUGCUCGACAAUGGACCCGUCACGGUAGAACAGGGAUCAUGGAUAGGAUCGAUUCUUUGUCUCGGAGCGCUCUUCGGUGCGUUCCUGUAUGGAUAUUUGGUGGAAAAGAUUGGCAUCAAACGCACUCUGCAGGCACUUGUCAUACCUCAUUCCGCAUUUUGGGUUAUUACCUACGUGGCUACCUCCGUUCAUCAGCUGUAUCUGGCCCGAUUUCUCGCGGGUCUGUCUGGCGGUGGAAUCAUCGUCGUUUUCCCGCUGUUCAUUGCGGACAUAUCCGAUAAGAAAAUUCGGGGUAUUCUCGGUUCCUUCUUGGCGCUGACGAGCAACGCUGGGAUCUUGCUUAUGUACGUCAUCGGUGAUGUGUUGUCGUACCAUACAGUGUCCCUUACAAUGCUGGUUCUGCCCCUGCUCUUCACCGUGCUGAUGUGCUUCGUUCCAGACACGCCGCAAACGUGUCUCAAGAUGGGAAAAGCCUCAGAAGCGGAACGGUGUUUCAUGUUCUAUCAGGGUAUUAAAACACCGGCAGAAAAGACCAGUGCCUUCCGCCAGGAUUUUGACAAUAUGGAGAAGUUCAUCGAACACAACGCCGGACAGAGCUCGGGCAUCACUUUGGCUGACUUUAAAUCACACGAAGCCAAGCUGGGCAUCUUCAUCGGUGUGUUUCUAAUGUUCAUCAACCAGUUCUGUGGCAUCUUUGCGAUCCUCACGUAUGCGGCCUCUAUCUUCGCUGGUGUUGGUUCCACGUUAAGCCCAAACACGUCCGCCAUCAUUAUGGGAACGAUCCAGAUCGUUGGUACGCUAUCGUCGUUCGUGUUUGUUGAUCUAGCUGGCCGGAAAGUUCUGCUCAUCAUUUCCACCUUCGGUACCGGGCUGGGGCUUUUCUUGCUGGCUGUGUUUAACUGGUUUACGGUUAAUGGUUCAGCUGGAAGUUGGCUGCAGGAUUACAGCUGGUUCCCCAUCGUAAGCCUUUCGGCAACGGUGUACCUCUUCUCGAUAGGGCUGUGCAGUAUUCCAUUCUUCGUACUGCCGGAAUUGCUACCACCAAAGAUAUGCAAUGCUGGCAACACCCUAAGCAUGGUUUCUAUUACGAUAUUUUCGUUCAUCAGCCUAAAGAUAUUCCCCGUAAUGGUUGAGCUAAUCAAUCUGUACGCUAAUCUCAUCGCACUUGCUCAUGGCUUCACACUCGGCUGGGUGUCACCUUCGCUGGAAUAUUUGCGAUCAAACGAUACGCAUCUCGCUGGAGGACCGAUGACGGUCGAAGAGAUCUCCUGGUUGGGCUCAUCGCUCUGCAUCGGCGGAAUGAUUGGGGUGCCGAUUUACGGAUCACUCGCCGACCGGAUAGGCAAACGCAAGGCUUUGCAGUGUAUCGCGGUUCCGCAUGUGGCUUUCUGGAUGUUUGUCAUCUUCGGAACGGACGUCGUACAGCUAUGCGUUGGCCGUGUGUUGGCCGGUGUUGCCGGUGGUGGCAUCAUACGCAUCGUGCCGCUCUUUGUGGCCGACAUUGCGGAUCCUCGGAUUCGUGGCAUGCUUGGAUCGCUACUACCCGUCUGCUUUAAUCUUGGCACCGUACUAGCGUUCAUACUCGGAACGCUCGUGCCGUUUGGAACGUUUCCUCUAGUAGUGCUUGCGCUGCCAGCAGUCUUCAUGAUUGCCAUCAUAUUUCUCCCAGAAACACCGGCCUGUUUGCUGCGUAUCUACCGGAACGAGCAGGCGGAACGAUCGCUCAUGUUUUACCGAGGCGUACGAGGACACUUUGGAAAAUCCGACUCAUUCCGGCAAGAGCUCCAGCAGCUAAAGGAUGUGAUAGAGCGCGAAAGGACGGCUCCGGAUGCUGCCCUGUCGUGGAAAGACUUCGCCACGAAACCAGCCCGCCGGGGUCUUGCGAUGGGUAUGCUUCUGAUGCUACUUACCCAAACCAGUGGCACACUAGCCCUUAUCACCUACGCCAGCAGUAUCUUCGAGCUGGCUGGGCCUCCGUCAGCCACCGGACAAUACGCCAUCCUUCCUGCUUCACUAUCCUCCAUCGUACUGGCCACGGUACAGCUGCUCGGAACGAUUCUCUCACUGGCGCUGGUCGAUCGGAUAGGGCGCAAGAUCCUGCUGAUCGUGUCAUGCCUUGGUGUGGCCAUCGGAUAUCUCACCCUGGCCGGUUAUGUGCAAUUUUACCUAUCAUCAGCUCCGGACGAUAUACCAGCAGGUGUCGGCCAGUUCCUGCCCAUCUGCAGCCUGUCCGUUAGCAUCCUGCUAGCCUCGAUCGGGUUGCUUACCGUGCCGUUCGUCGUCAUGGCCGAGGUGUUGCCGUCGAAGAUAAGAAACAUUGGCAGCACAAUCUGCAUGACGAUCGUCGCUUUGUCCGCGUUCUUCGUGCUGAAGCUGUUCCCGGUUUUGCUUGAUACGGUCGGACUGGCGGGAACUAUGGGAGGACUCGCGUUGGUUUGCGUCGUUGGAGCUAUAUUAAUCAUACUGUUUCUACCAGAAACGCGUGGCAAGUCACUGUUGUCUACCACAGAAAGUGAAGAACCACCAGGUAAUGGGAGAGUUGACGGUGUUUAAACGAACUUAAAGAAAUGUGAUAAAUGACAAAAUCGAACUUAAAUAAAA
Molecule: messenger RNA, 4068 nt
Organism: Anopheles moucheti
Lineage: Eukaryota; Metazoa; Arthropoda; Insecta; Diptera; Culicidae
Exons: 16
Coding region: 1-4020 (1339 amino acids)
Biological process (GO): transmembrane transport
Cellular component (GO): membrane
Molecular function (GO): transmembrane transporter activity
Source: RefSeq, a predicted model, not a curated record